This is a messenger RNA of Lingula anatina, 1764 nucleotides long. RefSeq lists its product as uncharacterized. The record is from RefSeq and is a predicted model, not a curated record. NCBI's taxonomy places the organism in Eukaryota, Metazoa, Brachiopoda, Lingulata, Lingulida, Lingulidae.
GACGUCAUGACUAGGCCAGUAGAUCAGGAGGUAGUGUGCCCCCCUGGUUUUGUUCCUGGUGUACAGGACUGCCGCCCCCUUCUGUACAAUUUCACGGUAAUGCGGUCACUCGUUCUCUUACAUUUUGAACCGUGUGGCUGGGUUCCAACUCCUAGAGAUGGCUGUGGUGAUAUCAUACGAGAUGGUCGACUGGGAGCUGUAGUAAGAGCUGCACAGGCACAGGCUUUUACCUGUGGUCAGAAACGCGACGCGGAUAACACGUCCAUCAUCUUUGUCCUUGGAACAAUGGUCACUCUACGCGUGAGACUAGCCGACUACGAGGAAGGUCGCAACAUGUUCGACCAAGUACAAGCAUGGAUGGAAAACGCUCUGCAAAACGUGCAGUUGAAGAUAUCCGGAGAACCAGUGGGUAUACGCUCAGGAUCGUUCUCUGCCUGCAUGAAGAACGCCACGAUCCACAGCUCCGUGCCGCCAUUUUAUGGAGCCACCACGCUGUCAACCCCGAAGCAGAGCCAAGGAAACAGUCUUGUCGGUAACGUUACACUUUUGAUGUUAGUGGCGCUGGUGGCAGCGGUGUGGGAUAUCUAACUAUGGGUUAGAUCAUAUAAGAAUGAUAUAGGAUUGGGCACUACUUUGACUUAUCAAUCUAUAGACGGAUAUCUAAGAUUUUUCAUUGUUGUUUUGUAAUUUAUCGUUUUUAGUUAUUAUCAAGUUUUAAAAACAGUUACAGUUUUACGAUUCAGCAAAUUUAUUCUGAAAUAGUUUUGUGGACGUCAUGACCCCCGCCAACGAGCUUCCGUUUUGCCCUUGAUUUGUUUUCAAGUUAACAGCCUAACUCAAAAAGUUAUGGACCCAUUUUGAUAAACUGUUUAGGAUAAGUCAGAAAUGGACCCGCUUAGAAGCGAUUACAUUUUGGUGGCGGUUCUUUGUUUGAUUAAUGAAUAUUGAGAAGUGAUCCGCAUUUGGCGGUGGAGUAUUGCGGGGGUUUUGAGUGCUCUUUAGUUUGGGUUAUCAUGACGCUUUAUUCUGUAUUCAAUGAGAAUAAUUCGUGCAUGCAGCAGACUAGAGUUAUAUACAGUACAAGAGACCAUACCAAAGUUCUAACAUAAGAGUCUUGUUUGACAGUACAGAUAUGUGUAUAAAACUGGCAAGAGUGAAUUUCUAGUGAAAUAUCAAUUUUUGGUCCUGAUAGAGAGUAAAGGAUUAUAGCUUUGGUUCUCUUUUUGAUUCACUGCUAAAACAGUCACAGGUCUUGUGCUAGUAGUGUAUGUUUGGUAUUAUAAAUGUAAAUUCAUCUUUGUGAGAUAGUUAAACUAUAUAGCAUGAUUUUCUUCAUAAUUAAGUAAUUUGCUAUCAAUUUGAUGAAUAAAAAUUAGACGACUUAGAGGUCGAUAAUUUGCAAAAGGCAAUGCAUUAAUUCCAUGUACAUGUAAUUAUGCAUUCUUCUCAAUUUUUUCGGAAACUGAACAAAUUGCAUGAAUUUAUUGCAUCAUCCCAAGAACAUUGUGUAUGGAUUUAUGAUUAAUCGAUUAUUUGAUGAUUGGUGUAAGGUACAUUUCAGGUUAUCUCGAUUACAUUAUUUUAUUUAAGUUAAGCGUAAAUUAUAGUAGGAGAAUAUUUUUACAAAUCCUGGAUUACAUUGGCCUCAUUGGUAUACGAUUUUCCGUGCAAUUUUUUGACGUCAUUAAUGGCUACGGCGAAAAUUUUACUUUACGCGCGAGAGCCGUGCCUUUUUUCCGACAUGACCUUGAGGUCAAGUAAAAA